This is a messenger RNA of Cuscuta campestris, 4264 nucleotides long. The record is from the annotation of a GenBank genome assembly. Lineage: Eukaryota; Viridiplantae; Streptophyta; Magnoliopsida; Solanales; Convolvulaceae.
CGAGAAUAUGAACUAUGUUAUGUUUUUCCAGCGUCAAUUAACUAUGUUAUUGUUAUGUAUGUUGGUCGAGUUUAAGGGGUCUUUUGUUGCCUAUAACUGAAAUUGUGAUUCAAUUAACUCGUGUUGAUCCUCCUAAAAGUUGUUCUUCGAUUUUACUGUUCUUGUUCUGCGUUUGUUCAUCUGUGUUAAGAAGUCCCUUAGUCCAAACUAUCCAAUAUUUAAAAGAAGGUUCCCUUAUUGGCACUUCUUGCUGAGUACAUUUUAGGGAGAGGCAAUGGAGUGUUGUUUGGGCAGUGUUUGGGCUCCUCCUUUAGCUUUUGGACAGGGGUGCACUAGUUUUUGGAUGCUGUUUGGCCACUGCUGGGACUACUCUGGACAGAUUGCCGGAUACCUUAACAUCUAUAUAUAGUGCUGCUUGUUUUGUCCCAGUUUUAACCAGUUACAGUACCUCAAACACGAGGAGUAAAUGGACAGUCUAGAAGAGGCAUGGACUGUCUAGUAAAUGGAGCCUUACACGCUCUUUGGAGGAGGUAUAAACCGACUAAUAAUGGGGCGUUAACCACAACAACUAGUGGCCAAACCCCCAAGAGAGCUUGGAGAAGACGGUCUAGGAAGCUCAAAAAUGGAGAUGGCCCAAAGACCCUGGUAGUGCUACUGCCAAGCCAAAUCCAUUAGCUCAAGCCACCACUUCAAGUCAAAAAGCCAACACCAGUGUUAUAGGUUUGAGUACAGCUGAGGGUGGUCUAACUGGACCUACUGCCAUGCCACUAACAGCGGGUAAUAAACCAAGCUCUGUGUAAUUGGCACUCCUACCUUGACGAUUUGGUCUUUAUUCUUUAAUUUCAGUAAUUUUAGAAUAUGGAGUUUCAUUCUUUGUGUUUUGUUUGUUUUCUACUUUGGAUUGAAGAAAUUCAAUGUACUCUUAAUUUUGUUUUUAAUAAAUUUUGUGUACUCUUAUUUGCAUCUCGCUAUCUUCUUAUUGUUUUUUGGUUUUAUGAUGAAGCCGCUAAGUACCCAGGUGUCUGGUACUUAGACAGUGGCUGUUCAAGACACAUGACGGGUGAUGCGAGCCUUUUGAGCAAUCUAAUUCCCUAUGAUGGUCCAAGAGUUACUUUUGGAGGAAGCAACGAUUUUGGCCUUACUAAAGGGCUAGGAAAUCUGGUGUACAAGGGACUAACCAUCCAAGCUGUAUCUUAUGUUGAAGGACUCAAUUAUAACCUUCUUAGCAUAAGUCAGUUUUGUGAUAAAGGUUACUCCUUGGAAUUCUGCAAGGACAUGGCAUCUCUCAAGAACAUCUCCACAAAUGAAGUCAUUCUCACUGGGAAGAGAAUCAGAAACAUCUAUGAAGUGAUAUGGAACGAUGUCAAGGAAGCAUGUCUAAUCAGCAAAGCGAAGAAAGCUGAUCUGAACAACGACUACAAGCUAGUCCUUGAACUGGUCAUCGCAUGCCUCGAGUGUGGAAGUGGAGGACAUGCUGAUGACAUCACCCAAGAGAGGGCCUUCAUCAUCAAUGCCUUCAUUACCAAGUCUAAGGUAAAUUGGGCUGCACAUUUCUUCAAUUCCAUCUCAAAGCAUCUGGGAAAACCCAACCAGAAAUACCUUUGUCAAGGUCUGUACAUUGGACAUAUCUUGGAGUCCUUGGGUGCUGCUUCUGAAGGAAAGAAGUAUGAAGCCAGAUAUAGGCUAUACUAUCUGUCUUCCAAAGGGGAAAACAGAGCUGGUGCUAGCACAACUGCAGAGGAAAGUUCUUCAGACAAUGUCCUUAUCAUGAGUCUAAACAAGUCAGUAAAGAGGAAGCAAGUGGUGUCUCCCUCUCCCAGUGCUGAAGCACCACAGAAUCUUGCUCUGAUCAAUCUUGAAGAAGAAGAAAUCUCUGCCCAAGGAGAACUACAAAGGAAAAAGAAGAGGAAAAUCACCUCUCCCUCAACAUCUGGAUAUGUCAAUCCGGAUGAGUUGAAGGAGAAGGAACCAGCUGAGGAAACCUCUGCCCACAACCGGAGUCCUCAACAACUUGAAGAAGAAAUUCCUCAAGUUCAGAAUUCUCCAACUUCCUCACAACCUCAAAUUGAUGACGCUGAGAAUCAAUUCUGGCAGCUCUACUAUGACUGGAGAGCUUGGAAAGUUGGAAAUUCAGCAGAACAGUUUUUGAGUUGGGACAGGCAACUGAAGAAUGAGAAGAUCAUCAAAAAAUGCUUAGGUCUGCCAGUCAAUUAUUGCUGUGAGCAAAUCCUGGAUGUUGACUGGGUAUGGCAAAGGAACUAUGAAGAUUUGCAUCUAGAACACUUGGUCACCUCACCAGUUUCAGAAUUUGAAGUGGAUGAUGAGGAUCCUGCAGUCUACAAACCAGUCCUCUCAAAAACCACAGAAGAUCAGGUGAUUCUCACUUCUGAAGCACAGGCUAACUUGGAAGCAACAGCUGAGGAUUUCCAAAUAUGUCCGGAAACCUCAUCUGCCUUUGAAAAGGUUCUGACUGAAGCUGACCAGGAGAAUGCAGCCUCUACUCCACAAGAACAGAACCAAGAAGCAUCAGAAGAAGAACUCCAGCAACUUCUCCAUUCUCAAGCUUUAGAAAUUCUCACAAUUACUUGUGAGAUCACCAAUCCUACUGAAAAUGAGAUUCCGGAGAAGUCAGCAGAAAAUAUGGAGAUGUCCAAACCUCCAGAAGCAAAUGAAGUUCAAGAAGAGCAAACUGUAGAAGCCCAGAGGAGUUCUGCAGAAGCUGAGAAGGAAACUCAAAUGGCAGAACUGGAGGCCUCCAAAUCUCCAGUAGCCAUUUUUGAAGAACAGAAUGAAGCUGAAGAAAGAGACUCCCUCUCUAGGGAUAUAUCAAAGUUUAUACAAGGGGAAGCAGAAGAUGAAUCUGAAAGGACUCUGAGGAUCAAUGAUGAUGAAGAUAUGCAAGAAGAUGCUGAAACUCUUCCUAUUCAACUUUUCCAAAGAACACCCUCUUCUCAUCAGGUAACCAACUUCCAUUUCCAUAGCUCUUCUAUUUCUAGUCUUCCGGAUGAGGUACCGGAAACCUGGAAAAAGAAGGUCCAAGGGUUGAUUGAAUCAGCCCUAGCAUCUCAACAUGCCUCCUUUAGGCAAGAGGUAGAGCAGAUUGAAGCCAGGUACAACAAACUGAUUGAGAAAUCUGAAGAGACACACUGCUCCAAUCUCAAGGAGAUAAGCAAAUCAGUGGAUAAGACUCUAGAGAUCAUUUCUCUAUUAAGUAACACUGUGAGCAACACGAUGGAGACAUAUGCAUCUGACAGUUAUCUUCAACUCAAGGAGGUUAACAAAAUCAGAGAGCAAAUAGCAAGUGUCACAGUUAGUCUACAAAAACAAAUGUCCCUUCUCCAAAUGGACAUCAGAGCAGCUCUAGCAGUGUCUUCAGCAAAUCAAGUAUUAACCAAAGACUACUUGAAGGUAAUCAUUGACAAUCAGAAGGAAGCACACAAACUAUUCAGACUUCUUACCACAAAUUCUGGAAAUCGCAAGAUGGAAGUGGUUCUUCAACAACACAGUCCAUCCUUGAUUCCAGAGCUCCCUAUUGUAGUCAAAGAAGGAGAAGUCUCUUACAUUCCUACACAUCUGAACUUGACUGAUCUAAUCCUUGACGCUCAGAGAAGUAAUCCGGAAAACUCAACACAGCACCUAUCCAGCUCAGGAUUGGAUGGAACAGAGGCUGUAGGAACAAUUGCUACUCACUUCUCAAAUGAUAACAAAACAGAGGAGAGACGCAACAACAUAAGGCACAUCAAAGAACUAUGUGGAAACAUGCAAGGCAUCAGGGAGAUUGCCGGAUCUUCAAAGCGCAAGGAGCACGAAAGAUCUAUCAAACGCAAUGCCAACCGCUCUGCCAAGCAAGUUCUGUUGAAGCUGAAAACAGUUAAUGAUGGAAAAUAUCACAAAAUCUCAAGACAAGACUUGGUUUAGGAAUUAUUGUAAUUUGAAUUGUAUUUGUUUAAGAGUUUUUGUUAACAAGUUGUAUAUUAUGAGAAACUAAAAGAAAGUUAUAAAAUUAGUUCUCAGUACAGCGACCGGAACUCUUAAACACUUGUUUGUCAUCAUCAAAAAGGGGGAAAUUGUUGGGAAAAAUAUUAUAGAUUUUGAUGAUGAUGUAUUUAGAAUGUAAUAGGGACUUUAGGUCUCCCCAAAUAUUCAAUGUAAUUUUUCUUUUUAGAAAUAUUGUUAAAACCGAGUUCUUGAGAUUUCCAAUAAAGUUGUGAUAUUUCUUUAAGCAGUUUGAUGCCUGAAGGCUUAAUCAAAUUCAGUAAUUUGG